This is a messenger RNA of Dinoponera quadriceps, 2756 nucleotides long. RefSeq names its product sodium-dependent nutrient amino acid transporter 1-like. The record is from RefSeq and is a predicted model, not a curated record. NCBI's taxonomy places the organism in Eukaryota, Metazoa, Arthropoda, Insecta, Hymenoptera, Formicidae. Gene Ontology annotation, cellular component: membrane. The transcript is spliced from 11 exons. The coding region runs from base 146 to 2032 and encodes 628 amino acids. Gene Ontology annotation, biological process: sodium ion transmembrane transport. Gene Ontology annotation, molecular function: L-amino acid transmembrane transporter activity.
CGAAAAUUGCGGAAGGACGAGAGGACUCGGCUGCGCCUACAACUGAAUCCUCCGCCGCUGAUGACUUCAAACGUACAUCAUUACUCGUAAGACGCGUGAUGCGGAGGUCGAGUAGCUGAAGGGAUAAAUCAUCCGCCGGAACAGAAUGGAACGAAAGGUAUCGUUCACGGUCUCGAGCGGCGUGAUAAAUGAAGCCUUCGUUGCGGACGACACCGUGAGCUGCCAUAACGUCGACGCUAAUGGACCUGGUCUUCGUGAAACCCAAGCGCCGACAACGAAGCGACAACAAUGGGGAAACGACCGGGAAUUCCUGUUGUCCUGCAUCGCCAUGUCGGUUGGCCUCGGCAACGUCUGGCGGUUCCCCUUCACGGCUUACGAGAACGGCGGGGGGGCGUUUCUGAUACCGUACAUUAUUAUCCUGUUCAUCGUAGGAAAGCCGUUUUAUUUGCUGGAGAUGGUGCUGGGCCAAUUCUCUAGUCGCUCGGCUGUGAAAAUCUGGGACCUUGCACCGGCAUUCAGAGGCGUCGGUGUCGCACAGUUUAUCAUACUGUUGGCGCUCGCGUCCUAUUAUUGCUCGCUGAUGGCCUUGACGUUGUUCUACCUGGUCGUCAGCUUCCAAGGGGAGUUGCCGUGGAGCAGGUGUCGGCCGGAAUGGGGCGAAUUCUGCGUGGACUCAGCCCCGGGGAGCAACAGCGCGCUUUUGGUCCAGAAUGUCAGCUACUCCAGCUCGGCCGAGCUGUACUUCUACAAAGAGGUCCUGCGAGAGAAGGACAACAUCGACGACGGUAUCGGCGCGCCGGACUGGCGCCUGACGAUCGGGCUCUUCGUCAGCUGGCUCACGGUCUUCAUCGUCGUGAUACGCGGCGUGCAAAGUUCGGGCAAGGCGGCCUACUUCCUGGCGAUAUUCCCCUACGUAGUGCUGAUCGUACUUCUCGUGAGGGCGGUCCUGUUGGAGGGAUCAGCCGCAGGGAUCCUGUACUUCAUCAUUCCGACCUGGGAGCAACUGCUGACGUCGGGCGUCUGGUACAACGCGGUGUCUCAGUGCUUCUUCUCGUUAACCGUCUGCUUCGGCGCGGUCGUUAUGUUCGCCUCCCACAACAAGUUCAACCACAAUCUCUACAGAGACGCGAUGAUCGUGACGACCUUGGACACCUUCACCAGCCUGUUGGCGGGCUGCACGAUCUUCGCUAUCCUGGGCAACCUCAGCCACGAGUUGGGCAACGAAGACAUCGGCGCGGUCGUACGAGGCGGCACAGGUUUGGCGUUCAUUUCGUACCCGGAAACGAUCGCCAAGUUCGACGUGGCGCCUCAGUUCUUCAGUGUCGUCUUCUUCGUGAUGAUAUUCGUCCUGGGGAUAGGCAGCGAGGUCGGCCUCACCUCCGCCAUCAUCGCGAUCGUGCGCGACCAGUUCCCCGGCGUGAAAUACUGGCACGUGGCCGUCGCAACCUGCGUCGGCGAAUUCCUCAUCGGUCUCAUAUACGUCACGCCGGGAGGUCAGUUCAUGGUGACCUUCGUCGAUUAUUAUGUCACCUCGUUUAUCGCCUUCCUGCCGGCCGCUUUUGAAAUGAUCGCCGUCGCAUGGUCGUAUGGCCUGGACAACUUCUUGGACGACAUCGAGUUCAUGCUGAAGAGACGGCUGUCAUUGUUCUGGCGGCUCUGCUGGAGCAUCGUCACUCCGAUCAUUAUCAUCGUCAUCUUCCUAUACGCGAUCAUUGAUCUCAAGCCACUCAAGUAUAACAAGUCCUUCUAUCCUGAAGUGGCUUAUGUCAUAGGUUGGAUCUUGUUCUUCGUUGCUGUUCUGCAGAUACCCCUGUGGAUAAUGAUCGCGAUAUUGAGAAAAAGGCACCUUCCUGGUCGAGAAAUGAUCAAGCGAGCGACAGAACCGCUGAAAUCGUGGGGCCCGAGUGAUGCGGAGGACCGCAGGAAAUGGCUGGAGUUCCGAAGUUACCGCGACGCGGAGAGGCGGAACAAUGACAGGAAUGCAGGUCACAGUCGCUUUCGAGGUUUAUUACGAGUAAUCCUCAAGCGUUGAUUUCGCAUUUUAAUGAACGUAACGCGACCAGUCGCGCGUUUAUCAUAUUACCCGUUGAUUUCGCAAUCGGUGUAUAAUUUAACAUUAUUAUUAAUUUAGAAGAGAGAAAAAAAUAACACGCUUAUUAUGACACGUCCGUUACGCGAAAUGGGUGACUCUGCGCGGUGAUUUUGCUCGUAUUCCGCGAAUAACACCGAUCCGGUCGUCCUUGAUACGUAGCCUUUUGCUUUCCCGCUCCUCGGCUCUUUCGUCGACGGCGCAGGUGUGAAUCUAACCAUGUCGCCGUAACAAUUGCACGGUCCAUAUAUAUGCAGCAGCAUGUACCGAGCACAAUAGAGAGCGGCGUGCACGUGGCUUAUCGGCGACCGUUCCGAGGCGCGUAAAAAUGAUCGCGAUUUCGUUUAAUGUACAACUGCCUGGGUCCGAUACGCAUUGAGACACAGUGAGACUCUUUAGUGAUUUUAGUCAAUAAAACACCUGAAUUCCGAGAAUAGAGCAGAGCACAGAGUAUAUUUAAACCCUGCACCGAUGGAAAGUUAUUUAUCAGUUUUGACGCGAAAAAUAUUUCGUAAUAGCAGCAACAUGCGUGUAAGUUUAUUAUCAUUGGCACUGCAGUUAAUGAAUACGACGUGAGAAACAUACACUGGUAAUUGCCAGAUUAGUCAAUUAUUUAUUACCUACGAUGACCGUCUUCCCUGUCUGAUAGUCUGAUUUAAGCGCACGU